This is a messenger RNA of Haliotis rufescens (red abalone), 4153 nucleotides long. RefSeq names its product probable peptidyl-tRNA hydrolase. Gene Ontology annotation, molecular function: peptidyl-tRNA hydrolase activity. The record is from RefSeq and is a predicted model, not a curated record. Lineage: Eukaryota; Metazoa; Mollusca; Gastropoda; Lepetellida; Haliotidae. The coding region runs from base 94 to 1119 and encodes 341 amino acids. The transcript is spliced from 5 exons.
AACGUGUUACAGAUAAAGAAUCCCGUGCGGUCCUAUAAGAAUUUCUGUUGCAUUAGUGUUUGGUCAUGAAUUGCACAUGGUGAUCGUUUCAUCAUGAGUUUUACAGUUGUUCUGAAUUCUUGUGUUGCUGGCGUUCUCAAAUCCUUCACAGUUGAUGCCCGUAUUUUAACGAAGAGAUCAUGCAUCCGAAAAAGUCUUAACAAGGUUGUAACCGCUAGAUUCUGCACCAGUAUCGGUUAUCCGCAGUUGACAUCCAGAGAUGACGAUUCCGAAUCCGACUCGGAGAAUGAAGUUGGAGAGACAAGAUCGCUCACAAAUAAAUUUUUGAUUGUAGGUCUCGGCAACCCAGAGAUGCAGUCAAGUCGCUACAGUGUGGGGAUGCAGUUUGUGGACCUUCUGGCCAAAAGGAUGCGACUGAGGUGGACCGCACACAUGUUCAACAAGACGGGUGGAUUCACUGCGUCGGCGCACAUCGGCAACUACACCGAGUUACACCUUCUCAAACCACGGUUGCCUGUGAAUAUCAACGGGGCAAGCGUCAUCAAAUCAACUCGUUUCUUUGAUGUGAAAGCGGGGAAUGUGUAUUUGGUACACGCACUGCCUGAUUUAGCCCAAGGGGAGUUCGAAAUCUCCAAAGUGGACAGCACCAGCUACAGUGGUGUGGCGUCCACGGUGGAGACCCUCAAUUCAGAUGAAAUGACGAGUCUUGCUAUCGGAAUAGACGGUCCAGCAGAAGAUGAGGAACCGGAUGACUAUGUGUGGGAUGAUUUCACAAAUGAUGAAUAUGGCAACAUUGACAAUGCCAUCAAGGAUGCCAUGGAAACGCUGAUAACACACAUUGAAGAGAAACAUGACAUUGAGCUGGACAUUAGGGUAUCUCGGCCCUUGCAUGUCAAAGACGAAGGCCUUUCCAAAUACAUGACAAAAAUGAAGAAACUGUCCAAGACGAAAUAUUCCAAGGAUUAUCGGAGAGGUCAUCGGAAUGAGAGAGAUUCUCGGUAUGAGAGAGAUUCCCGGAAUGAGAGAUAUUCUUGGAAUGAGAGAGAUUCUCGGAAUGAGAGAGAUUCUUGGAAUGAGAAAGAUUCUUGGAAUGAGAAAGAUUCUCGAAGAUACUAUUAAUCAUGUAAAUAAUGGCUGUGAUUGUGAUGGAUUGUGCUUCAGACAAGCCUCCGUAUGCAGUACAUUUGUUCUGGAUACAAUAUUUUACUUAGUUGUUAUUCUGUUACCAUGGUUACUCAGACCUUUAUUGCCAAAUCUGUUAUUGCCAGUGCCACAGAUUUGAAUUUGUUCUCAGUUGUAUCAUUAUUGGCUGUACAACCAUUACAGUCGGCACUUUUACUCUGAUCGGCCUUUGACAACACUAUUCGGAAAUAUCUAUCUAACUAAAAAUCCACACAGAGCACAAGUAUUCCUUUUCGAUACUACACCCUUUUCAGGUUAAAUGUCAUGGCGCUUAGAAAUGACAGGGUGUAUGAAAUAACCUCAUCAUAUGUAGUACUGGCUUUAUUAUUUUCCAUUCAGAAUUGGCUGUUCAUGUUCAUUUUCGAGAUCAGAAAAUGCUGUUCUGAAUGAUUUGUUCGCUCGUACAGAGAAAUUAGACUUCUUGACACUGAUCAGCUGAUUAAAAGGUUGACCUGGGACAACCCCACAUGGAAACUUUGUCUGAUCAUCACACAGAGAGGUAUUGUGUUGGAUUCAUUUGGAGUAAAAGAUGUGACUUUAAUGAGAUUGGUGUGGUGCAUCUGUUGCCAGCUUUUCUCAUUAGCUAUCGCUGCAUCCCAUUACAGGUCAUGUCAGAACUACCAAAGGCCUUUCAUCUGGCCAAUCAGUGCAUCGCUUAUGGCAUCGCAAGAGAGAAAAUCUGAUUGUGGAUUCUAAUCAUGCGGCCAUGAAAUGGUUAAUACAGGGUAUUCCGAAUGACAGUUAUUGGAAGUACGACUCAUUCUGUCAAAAUCAUCGUCAGUCUCCCUAUAAACAUUCAUAGCCCAUGGAAAGUACUGCCAUACAAUCUCUGCCUUCUAUUAGAUUUUCCAGAAUUUUCUUGUAUUCAGUUUUCAAAUUUUAUAUCAAGAAUUUUGAGAAUAUUUUUCAAAGCCUAGUCUGGAAAGAAAGUCGCCAUUUUAGAAUUAGUGUCGUAAAACCCAAGAAAGCUGCUUUCUGAUUGGCUAAUGUUGACUUCCUGUUAGUCAUGUCACUGGUUGAUCAAAGUUUGCGAAGGGUCAUUCUGACGUGACCUGUAAAAGGAUGGCCUCAGAUCUUUGGUGUUGCGGUAGCAAACUAUAAUACAAACAAACUAAGCUUUCUCAUCAGAAGUUUGUGUUUUCCUUUCAUUUUCUGAUGGGAAGAAAAUACAUCGUCAUCCAUGAUGACAGAAUUAGACACAAAGAGAACUCUUCCAUAAAAAAGAAAAUUAUUAUUAUAAAAACUACUACAAAAACCAUAUUUCUUAUUUAACAAAACCAAAAUGUUUUGAUUGCUCUGAAAAUAAUUCUUCACACGAAAUGACCUUAGACUUGUUUCCAGUUUUCUUGUAGCCAAAUAAUGGCAUUCUUGUCACAUUUGAAGAAAUUUGAAACUGGAAGGGUACCGGUAUGUUGAGAAGGGCAGUCAUUCUUAAUCUUGAUAAGUUGGCUGCCGUAAAAUUUGAUGCUAGUUUAAGAUAUUGUAUCUUGAUAUGAUGUGUAAAAAUGUCUUCGAUAAAUAUUUUGCUUUUACCAAUCUAUUAACUGAGAAAACUUCAUGCAGGAUUGUGAGUGAGUAAUAUUAUCACAUUAUUUAAUAUGUUUGCCAUGUUUCCACACUAAGAUAACAAUAAUAAUCUUUGAAAACUUAAUGCUGUGAUUGGUAUUGUGUGCGUAUAUUGGAGAGAAGGGAGGAGGCUUUGGGGAUGCCAGAUUUUUGCUUACAGUUGACAAAAUGUGUUCAUUAUCUGUAAGAUUACUGAGGGGAAUAGGUGGCCCAGAGUUACAUCCCUUUGGCAUGCCAGGAACCUAUCAUCGUUGGUUAAAAUCUCAGAUUUGCACUGUUUAUGUUCCUAGGUUUGUCAGCACCAUACCCGUGAGUGGUAAGCAUCUAACAUCUGCAUUGCUUUGGCUUUCACCACAGCAAGCUUACACGCAUCUUCCCAAGGCACGGACGUUAAGUGACUAUGAAAGUCCAGUUUCCCCCUUGCUAGUAAUUCCAGACCAGUUCAGCAAGGAUGGAAACUGGACUUUUAUAAUCACUUUAACCUAGCCUUGGGAAGAUGGCUGACACGCUGUUUGAAAGAUUGUUUAGAGCAGUGUCUUGUAUGUACUUCCUAUUCUUUUAUAUGUUGAAACGGGUAUUAAAUAUUAUGACAAAAUUAGUUAGUAUGUGAAUCUAGUUAGAUUUUAUCAUGUUCAGUUUUGGACAACCUAGUCAAAACUUGAAAUAUGCCCAGCAUCAAAAGUUAAGCACCAUCCAAUUUUGAUUAAACAGACAUUACAGUGUAUUAGUAUUAUAGAUUCAGGUCUUGGUGUUUUUGCAAAUACAAAUUUGUGUUUUGUGUCUGUCCCAAAUAACCUAAACCUGAUUAUUGCAGAAUGCUCCAACAGGUGUAAUCAUGAACAUAACUUGAGGCACUCGUUAUGGGGUUCUCUGGUCACUAAUCAAGCGGGGGCACGGGUGUCCAGUCGUCUAAGGUGCCGCGAUUCGCUGUGCAGAGUUGCGUCCCUUGGGCACGCCAGAAACCUAUGAUUGUGGGUUUGAAUCCCGGUUCGCCCUGAUUAUGUUUCUAGGUUUGUCAGCACCAUACCCGUGCUCAUGGGUUUCACCGAAGUGGUAAACGUCUAAGACCUGCAUAACUUGGGGCUUUCCUCCCACAAUCAGCAGACACGCCAUAAUAUAACUGGAAUACUGUUAUAAGCGGCGUUAAACCCAACUCACUCACUCACACUUGAUCAAUGGCUGCCGAAGUGUCAGGACAGAUCCUGGUACAUAUUCUUCAGUUGUCUUGAGACAAUGCCUUGUACAUAGGAAGUGUGUAGUUUGAUAGUGUUAUUGAUGAAGGGUAUAUUUGACAUGUUCAGGUCUGUCUUAGAAACAAAUUAUCUUCUGGGACAAGCGGAACAGAAAUGAUUUAUUGUGAUAUCAAUAUGUAGAACAUUUUUUCAUCAAUAAAUUACAAACCAAA